UUGUCAGCUUGUAGGGAAGCCUACUACUUUGUGAACUCCCCUGCGGUCUGCUUAAGGUUGUAAUCUACCAUGCUCCAGCCUCGGCUACUCUCAGGAAUGCAUCAUCAAAGGAUGUAGACAUCAGUCGUCUCUCGUGUUGAUGUUGAUUCUGGGUGAACGUUUUUGAUUGUUUGAUGGGAAUCCUGUCAGAAUCAGGCUCAUGGCGUUUGGAACUGGAAAUGCUCUCAAUGCGCUUUUUAGAACGGACAGCUCAAACCACGCGUGUAUAGUAAAUUCUUCAGUAAUUUACGCAUAGAUUUUUCACUAUAGUAAUAUGUACAUAUUCUGACUUUCCUUUUUGCCACACACGGGCGAAAAAAAUCUAUCGGGAAGAGCUUGAGUUUGCUCUGUGUGUACUACUUUUACUUCAACGAACGACAACAUCAGACUGGAUAUUGAUGGAGCUGGAGAAUAUUGUGGCUAAUACGGUACUGCUAAAGGCAAGAGAGGGAGGAGGAGGGAAGAGGAAAGGCCGCAGUAAGAAAUGGAAGGAGAUCCUGCGCUUCCCCCACAUCAGCCAAUGUACUGAGGUGGGCAACAGCAUCGACCGCGACUACUUGAGCCUCUGUGAGAAGCAGCCCAUAGGCCGCCUGCUGUUCCGCUUGUACUGUGAGACGAGACCUGAGCUGCAGCAAUGCAUUCAGCUGCUGGAUGCAAUGGAAGACUAUGAGGUGACGCCAGACGAGAAGAGGAAGAGCCGAGGCGACCAGAUUAUACGGAAGUUUCUCUCCAAGCAGUCCCCUCAGUGUGUACUUGUGGUGGAGAGUUUUGCCCAGCAGUGCCAAGAGAACCUGGACCUUAGCCCCUGCAAAGAGAUCUUCUGUGACUGUCGCAAGGCUCUUCAUGACUAUCUGAGUGGUGGUCCUUUCUCCGACUACCAGAACAGCAUGUACUUCGACCGCUUUGUGCAGUGGAAGAUGCUGGAGAGGCAAUCAAUCACUAAAGACACAUUUCGACAGUACCGUGUGCUGGGUAAAGGAGGCUUUGGUGAGGUAUGUGCAUGUCAGGUGCGAGCCACGGGGAAGAUGUAUGCCUGCAAGAAGCUGGAGAAGAAGCGGAUUAAGAAGAGGAAGGGCGAGUCCAUGGCACUCAAUGAGAAACAGAUCCUGGAGAAAGUCAACAGCAGAUUUGUGGUGAGCUUAGCAUAUGCCUAUGAGACCAAAGAUGCGCUGUGCCUGGUGCUGACGAUCAUGAAUGGCGGUGACCUGAAGUUCCACAUCUACAACAUGGGCACGCCGGGUUUCGACAGAGACCGCGUACAGUUAUAUGCAGCAGAGAUCUGCUGUGGCCUGGUACACCUGCACCGAGAGAACAUUGUCUACAGGGAUUUAAAACCAGAGAAUAUUCUUUUAGAUGACAAUGGCCACCUCAGAAUAUCUGAUUUGGGAUUGGCUAUCAAGCUGGUGAAUGGCGAGCCAAUCAGAGGCCGUGUAGGCACUGUGGGAUACAUGGCCCCAGAGGUCAUCAACAACGAGAAGUACAGCAUGAGCCCGGACUGGUGGGGCCUGGGCUGCCUCAUCUAUGAGAUGACCGCCGGCCGCUCGCCGUUCCGCGCCCGCAAGGAACGGGUGAAGCGCGAGGAGGUGGAGAAGAGGGUGCUGGAGGAGGAGGAGGAGUACAGCGAUAAGUUCACCGAGGACACCAAAGCCAUCUGCAGGAUGCUGUUGACCAAAGACCCCAAGCAAAGGUUGGGGUGUCAGUCCGACGGGGGAGCGUCAGUGAAAGCUCACCACUUCUUCAAGUGCAUCCACUUUAAGAGGCUGGAGGCCGGCAUCGUCGAACCUUCCUUUGUGCCUGAUCCCAGGGCUGUAUACUGUAAAGAUGUCCUCGACAUUGAGCAGUUCUCCACGGUUAAAGGCGUGAACCUGGACCAAACGGACAAUGACUUCUACUCCAAGUUUGCUACUGGCAGUGUGUCCAUCCCCUGGCAGAAUGAGAUGAUAGAAACAGAGGUCUUCAGUGACCUGAAUGUGUUUGGGCCAGACGGUUCCCGUCCUCCUGACCUGGACUGGAACCAGCCUCCAGAACCUCCCCGCCGCAGGCUACUGGACCGGAUCUUCAGGAGACAUGUGAGCACCCAGAGGUGUCCAUCGCCAACAUCAGAGUCUCGUCUUCCAGUGUGAACUCUGUGGACUCCAUGUCAAACUCUGCCCCCUAGUGGCGGGAGGCCAGAGGAGUGAGACGGAGAGUGUGACAGAGACAGACCGACAGAGAGAGCGAGGCGGAGGACAGAAAGACUGAAUUUCAGCAGGCUGUUCUCAUCUGUCACUGAGCCGGGGUCCGCCAGAAUUCUCCAACCACCCAACCAACCAACCAACUAACUACCAUACCAACGGGCUUGGCAUUGGCCAGGUGCAGACAGACAGACAGACACAGAUAUACAUGCGUGCGCACACACACAGACCUCGGUUGAACUGUUUUAGAGACGCUUUUCAUGAAACAAAUAAGAUUAAACACAAUUUUAGGAAAAAACAUUUCAGUACCCAACACCCUCAUUCUGCCCUGAAUUAACUCGCGCGCACACACACACACACACACACACACACACACACACACACACACACACACACACACACA
Alosa alosa (allis shad) is the source of this 2616-nucleotide messenger RNA. RefSeq names its product G protein-coupled receptor kinase 5 like (gene grk5l). The transcript is spliced from 16 exons. Gene Ontology annotation, biological process: protein phosphorylation; signal transduction; regulation of signal transduction. Gene Ontology annotation, cellular component: cytoplasm. NCBI's taxonomy places the organism in Eukaryota, Metazoa, Chordata, Actinopteri, Clupeiformes, Clupeidae. The record is from RefSeq and is a predicted model, not a curated record. Gene Ontology annotation, molecular function: ATP binding; G protein-coupled receptor kinase activity. The coding region runs from base 438 to 2162 and encodes 574 amino acids.